UCGGGCCAAGCGGCAGCAACAGAUGCCAAUUGAAUUCACAUUUGCAAUGAAGUUAUUUUUGAUCUGUGCUCUGUUUGCCGCAGUCUUGGCAUUGGCGGCCGGCAAUGUGGUCAUCAAUGGCGCCUGCCGGGACUGCUCGCCGCCAGAUGCUGAGACGCUGGUUGUGGGCGACAAGGUGUACAAGGGUCGGCCGGGACAUGGCACCGUCUAUAUCAAUGGACAGGACGACGAUUCGAACGCUGUGCGCCCCCAGGCUGGCGGCGGUGGCGCACCCUUUGUGGUGCCCGAGGGCUACAGCGGUCGUGUGCCCGGCGGCUCCUUUGUGCACAAUGCCGAUUGCGCCGGCUGCGACAUUACGGGCUGAACCAGUUGCUCCAAAUCUGUGUAUUUGCUAGGACUGAAAUAAAUGUGUUGUGCAGCGUCGAACGUAAAGUCAA
Messenger RNA from Drosophila virilis, 437 nucleotides. RefSeq names its product bomanin Bicipital 1-like. Lineage: Eukaryota; Metazoa; Arthropoda; Insecta; Diptera; Drosophilidae. The record is from RefSeq and is a predicted model, not a curated record. Gene Ontology annotation, biological process: defense response.